AGAGCAAUCAACAAUCAGAUGUUUUGGCAACAAGCCUUCUUCAGUUAAUAAUCUCAUUUAAUAUAAAACACUAUUUAGUUUUUUUGCAAAUGUAAAAAAUAAUGUGUGUCAUUUCUUUCUCCUCUCUUGCAGCACUUUGUGAGGCUGCACUCACUGAUAUCCAGCAAAUUGUCCAGAUGUGAAGCGCUUGUCGAGGGUUUGGGCUCGGUUCAGCAAAGCAUUUGGCUUCCAAGACUCUUCGCUCACAAACCCCAUUGCCCGUGACUGUAUUUUCACACUAUUAAUGCAGCUCAGGGGUGCCUGCGAGGAGGAUGUUGGCAGACCGGCUUUCAGAAAACACAUGGGAUUCUGUCCUCUAGCAAGUUCACUCUUCAUCAGUGUGUGAAAGGGACAGAAUCCGGAAGUUAAAAGAUUUCUGCUAACUGCCAAACACUGGAGAUCCGGUGUGCCAAAUAUUUCAUCAACCAUUAUCAACGGCUCCUGCUUUGUUUUUUUGUUUUUUUUACAUGCGAGUUCAUACACUGGAAUAUCUGCGUUUGGUGGAUUUAUAACCGUUCACAGUGGAUUUAACAUUCUGCACUCAGAAAAACUGGUAGACACAGUAUAAACAAUGCAUUUUCUGGACAUUUGUUGUGGAUUCCUAAAUCCACUGAUUGUUCUCCCAUGACCACUUUUCAUGGUGCACAUCCCACUGCUGCAAAGAAGAAAUCGAUGAUGACGAAAAGCACAAAUUAUGUCAUUAUGGCAUUGCCUUUCUCUGAACACAUGAACUGGGGAGGGAUUUUUCGCUCCCACUUUCUUCUUUUUCUCUUAUCUUUAUUACCCUCGACUGCAGUUAGUAGCGUGCCAGGUUUGGAAUAUGAUUGGGGAACGCAACCCAAACUUGUUUGCAUCCCUAUCCCUGCAGAUGCAGACCCUAGUUGUUUCACACCAGGUGGGGCUUCGCAUGGGACCUCACAUGGGCCAAACAGCAAUGGGCACGGGAAUGGCCAUGGGAAUGGACAUCAUGGGCCAGUUAGCGGGGUGCCGAGCAGUCACAGUAGCAGCAGUAGUAGUAGCCGACACGGCAUUUCGGAUGAGGCCAAAGCCACCAUCCUUCACCUGAGGGAGAGCCUUGUGCGACAGAAGGAGACCAUCUUGGAUCAGCGAGAGACCAUUCGGGAACUGACAGCAAAACUGACUCUCUGUGAAAGCUUUGGGAGGGGACACCAUGACGAUCAUCACGGCCCUUCGCAACACAACUCCCAGCAUUCCUCACACCAUUAUGACGGCCACCAUGCUGACCCACACUUCCCUUUAAACGGGCAUCGCAGUGACCAUCACAGAGGCAAAUCUCCAUAUCUGGGGAAACACGGCUUCUCCCCAGAACAGACAGGAAAGACCCUGCAGGCCCUGAAGGAGAGGCUGGAAAAUCUUCAGGCAAGAAAUUCUUCCAGUUCCUAUUCAAGUUCAUUGAGAAACCUCCUGCAGCGCAAGAUCAACGCACUGGAAGAACAGCUCCAUCAUCACUAUGACAGUCAUUACGGUCAUCGUGACAGCCAUCACGGAUAUGGUCAUCAUGAGGAUAACCAUGACCAUGAUGACCACCAUAAUAACCACCACAAUAACCACCAUGAGGACCAUCAUGAUAACCAUGACAGCCUACAGGCAAACCAUCAUGAUGACCAUCACUCCAGUAACCAUCGUAACCACCAUUAUAGUUAUCGUUAUGACCAUCACACCGACCACCAUGAUGAUCACCACGAUGACCACCAUGGCAAUCACCAAGACAAUCAUCAAAGUGGCCAUGAUGAUCAUCAUGACAGCCACCACAACAGCAACCACCACGAUGAUCAUCAUGAUGAUGGCCAUCAUAACGGACACCAUGGAAAUGAUGAUCAUGUUCAUCAUCCACAAACCUUAUUCAAACCACCUGGGUCUAGAGCACCUGUCCGUGGUGCCAUCAACAAACUAGAUGCAGUGCUGAGUAACCUACACUACAAAACUCCAGAACAAGGACCAAAUAAAAAGCCCAAGAAUCCUGACGCUUUUCAGAUUGGCUUCCCGAUGCGCUCCAACUACAUGUAUGGGCGAAUCAAGCGCACCCUUCUGAGCGAGAUCUUCGCCCUCACAGUCUGUCUUUGGUUGAAAGGGGGCUCAGGUCCUGGGAUCGGAACCCCAUUCUCCUACUCUGUCCCAGGUCAGGCCAACGAGCUCGUCCUGAUUGAAUGGGGCAACAAUCCUAUGGAGCUACUGGUGAAUGACAAGGCAGUUACUCUUCCUCUUUCUCUGACGGACAGUAAAUGGCACCACCUUUGUAUAACGUGGUCCACACGUGACGGCAUGUGGGAGGCUUAUCUGGAUGGUGUGAAAAGGGGCUCUGGAGAGAAUUUGUCCCCGUGGCAUCCCAUUAAACCAGGAGGAGUCUUCAUCCUCGGACAGGAGCAGGACACUCUGGGGGGCCGUUUCGAUGCCACACAGUCUUUUGUGGGCGAGAUGUCAGAUCUGCAGCUGUGGUCGCGUGUGCUCACCUCCACCGAGAUCUACAACCAAGCGUCCUGCUCCAGCCACCUCACCGGUGACGUCAUCACCUGGAGCGAGUCCAUGGUGGAACUUCACGGAGGUGUCACAAAGUAUCCGUUCGACCCUUGUCAUUAGGGAUCUGACCAAACAGAGCCUGAUUCUCCACACCUCUGCUUAACGUGCAGCUGGAAAGGUGGAGAAUUCUGAAUCCAGAUGGAAAGGCUGAGGAGAAGGCCACGGACUGCAGCCACUCCUUCAAGAUAAUCGGGAUUCCAAACAGGUCUACAUAGGCCUCGGGCAUUUAACUAAGCACUUUAGUAGUUUACGUGUGUAAGAGUUACAUACUACAUAUCGAUAAGCACUUGGAAUGUCAACAGACUGGUUGAACUCCAUUCCGUGUUUCUGAUUCCCUUCAAAACACUAAUGGAAGAACUUCAGUAUGCUGAACGUAUAAAACAAUCCACAACAACAAUUAAUAACAGUUGGCAUAUACUAUCAAAAAAGCCGGGACGAUGUGGUCUAUUUUUAUAUCUCUGUAAUGUAACAGAUUUGAAAAACAACAGUUUUUUUUUUUUUUGGUUGCUUUGACCCAUUUGUAUUCACUCUAGGCAGCAUGGGGGCAGCAGUGAGUUUAAAAAGCCUACUUCAUUAUUACAUUUCAUUUAUGCUGCACUUUUUAAGCCAGAACUUCAGUAGUUAAUAACCUGAGGUGCUCUUUUAGUCCUGCAAAUCAAGAAUAAGUUAUGCUGGAAAAGAAAUAAAAAUAAUUUUUUAUGUAUGUAAAUUUGUAUUACAGAAAGCCGGAAAAUGUGCAUUCAUCAUGUUAGAGCAUAGAAAUGUGUAUGAUUGCAGUUUUGUAUUGCAUUAGAAGAAUUGAAGUGUUGGAAAAGAUGGAUUUUCUUCAUAUGUAUAAUGUACAAGAUGACAAGUGUUGUCUGUGGGAUGGUGGGCUGCUGUUAUGGAUUUAUAUACAGUACGCACAUGCCAGAAAACUAUUGCUUAAUGAAAACAGUGAGGUGUUCAUGGAAACAUAGCUUAAAAGGGGAUUAAAGAGACUCUCUCUGUCUAUCUCUCCCUCCAUUUCAUAAUAUAUAAUGCACUUUUUUGUGUUUAAACACAUGCACGUGUAGCUCAAGAAAACUGCGUCAAGAGUACUUGUCACUGUGAAUAACAUUGCAAAUGUUAUUCUGUGAAAUGUUUUCUAAAUUGUUACUUGCAUGUGUUGUAUACAUUUGUUUUGAGGCCAAGUGAAAACCAAUGAUGAGACAAUGAACAGAUUUUUGGUUUGAUUAUGGAAUGAUUAACUUAAGUACAAUAUUGUUUUAAGCAUUUUGAUUACAGUAACACAUACAGUAUAUACAUUGUUUUGUGUCAUGUGGGGCUAUGAAAAAACAUUGUUUUAACAUGCAGUUUCUGUUUACUAAGUUUUUCAUGAUUACUGCAAAUUCAAAACCUAAAAAAAACACGUCCGAAGAGGCGAUUUAGUGAAAGGUGAUAAAAGUGAUAAAAAAAUUAUUUCAUCUUUAUAAAUGUGGAGAGUUUUUGCCCUAACCAACCACAGCAGGAAAUUUUGUGGAUUACAUACUGUAUGCAAGUUUUCUGCUUGCUGUGAAAUUUCAUUGGCCUAAAAACCAUAUCGUGUUCCUUCAGGACAUGUGUUAUUCUGGGCAAAGACUCUCAGAAUUCAUACCUACAGCAGUUUAUUAAAAUGCUUCUUUUUAUUGUUAUGAAUUUAACCUAUAAUCUGGAAGCAUUUUUAGAUUAUUCAAUUCAAUUUCAA
Messenger RNA from Cyprinus carpio (common carp), 4282 nucleotides. RefSeq names its product neuronal pentraxin-1-like. The transcript has 7 exons. Lineage: Eukaryota; Metazoa; Chordata; Actinopteri; Cypriniformes; Cyprinidae. The coding region runs from base 664 to 2637 and encodes 657 amino acids. The record is from RefSeq and is a predicted model, not a curated record.